This is a messenger RNA of Purpureocillium lilacinum, 2964 nucleotides long. The record is from RefSeq and is a predicted model, not a curated record. NCBI's taxonomy places the organism in Eukaryota, Fungi, Ascomycota, Sordariomycetes, Hypocreales, Ophiocordycipitaceae.
AUGAGCCGCCAACGCCCUCGGCUGAGGAACGGCGUCGACCUGCAGCUCCAGUCGGCCUUCCAAGAGGGCAACUGGCCCGUGGCCAUACGCCUGGCCGAGAAGCGGUGGCGCACCUUCAACGACCAGUACUUUGAGAUUGUCAAGAUUUGCAGCGAGACUCAGCUCGAUGACCCUGCCGCCAAGUUUGCGGCCGUGGCGGCCGUGAGGAAGUACGUCGAGGACGGGACGGUCGUCAAGGACGUUGACGGCAUUGACCUGCUCGAGUGGGCCACCCUCACGCUGCUCGACGACGACGACUUCCCCGAGACACUAGGUCCCCUGCGAGUGCGUUGCGUAAAGGCCUCGCCCAAGGACAAGUCGGCCGCCACGCGCUGCCUCGAGUCGUGUCUGCUGCACUGGGACCUUGUGAGCGCGCAGCAGAUUGCUGCCAUCAUCGACAGGUCCUUUCCCGCCGAGAGAUCCUUUUUGUUUUGGAACAUUGUCAUCACGCACCUGCUGGCGAAAAGCCCCCAGUCGCCGCCGGAGAAGAAGAAGCUGUAUGGCAUGCUCGCGCAGAAGCAAAUUGAGCGUGCUGCACAGCUCACCGAGCAGGCGAGAAACACCAACGCAGAAGACGCGCCGCCGACGCCACCUGCGCGCAGUGUGAGGACGGAAGAAGAGAUCCUUCUGCUCUAUGACGUGGUGGAGACGCACGGCAGUGCCGACGACUUUACCAAGUUGCUUGCCAGCCCCGUCUUCAGUCCCGUGUCCCAGUUCCGCCUCGGUCGCAAGGAGCUGUUCCUCCGGGUGGUGGCCAAGCUGCGACGAGAGGGCGAUUGGCAAGGCGUCUUUGACUUUUGCCACGAGUGCCUGUCUGAUGCGGACGAAAACGACGAACCGACGCUGCUGGCUUCCGACUGGAGUGUGUGGAAGCAUUUCAUCGAUGCGGCAGCACAGCUCAAGAGCGUCAACCCGGACACGUCAGAAACAGCGCGGGAACUGCUUCUCUUGCUCGUCAAGUCAAAGAACCUGCGACCUAUGUACAAGCGCAACCUGCUCCUUGCGCGAGUCUCGGCCGCCUUUAGCCUCGGUCCCAAUGAUGAGGACGACCUGACGACCGGCCAGCCGUCAUCAUUGCGGCUACGUGAGCUGAUCAAUUACAUUGCGCACCAAAAAGGCAGUUUAGCUUGCUUUGACGACGUCAGAGGCUUUGUUGAGAGACUCGACCCGUCCGCAGUCAAGCAUCUUGCCUACGACCAUGUUCCUCAACUAGUUUCAGGCACUACGGACGCUCUGGAGACCGCGAGGAUACAGGUUCUCUCGCUGAAGCUACAGUAUUUUGCAUUGACAUGCCUUGCCAGUGUCUCGCAAGUGCCCGGAGAAAAGCCUAGCUCGAAAUGCAUGGUUUGCGACGCCGAGUUCGGCUCGGCACUAUGUGCCUCCUGCUUGUCACACAUCGCUCAGCGCGCUGUCCAGCAAUAUCAGUCAUGUACCAAGGAGCUGGCUGGUAACGCGUCUGCCGAGAAUGAGGUUAUCCCAGAGCUUGCCAUGGCCGUCGCGUUGUCCAACAUCAGGCUGGCCUUCAAUUCUCAGCUUCCUGGCUACAAGCCGUCAACCUUGCCUUCCACGCAACAUCUGUUGCGAGCGCUGUUUAUGCUGGAGCACCAGUUCCAUCUCACACCAAAGCACAGCCAGACGGCCCUGCUUCUGGUCCAGCUGCACCUGCGCCUCGGAUCUGCCCACAGGGCCAGGGAAAUUUGGGACGAGCUUGCUGUCAAGCGCACAAUCUCUGACGCCCUCGCGCCCAUCUUCUACGAUCGCCUGUCGACAGUGUCGCCGCUUGUCAUCUCGCCGUCAGACAACUGGGGCUGGCAGCUGAUAGAGACGCUGAAGCAGCACUACACAGUUUCGCUGAAGCUUAGAAUGCCCAGGCGUCUCAUUGAUGCGUUUGAGGCUGGCAGUUAUGGAAGCAUCUUGGGUAUGCCCCAGUAUAUCGAGGACCUGCGGAGGAGCUGCACGAGGGUGAUGAGCCUCGUUGAGGAGGCCAGGGCGGAGAGGCUCUUCGGCCAGCCUUUUGGCGAGGUGCUGACAGACUCAAGAUUCCUCGACGUGUUUGACGGUCUCCAGCUUAACGAGCUGGUCGAUUACGGGUCGUUUGCCUCGUGGGAGGCCAGCACUUGCACGCCCAUGCAUAUACGAUUGCGCCUGGGACCUGGGCCCUCGAAUGAGAGGUCGCACUUGUCGCUUCUGUCUGAGGCAUUCCACGACGUACUGGAUCACAAACCCCCGACCGUGUACAAGGCGUCGGCGACAGCCACUGAAGCGGAUAACACCUUUGUUCUCGAGACAAUGGCGCAACUCGGUCACUCGAUGCCCAAGUUCCUCCGCGGUGCGGCCUCCAAAUCCACGGCUGCAGAGCUGCUGUACUUUGAGGCCGUCAGCCUUCUCUGCACGUUGAUCCCGCUUUGCACCAGCAUUGCUCGAACAAGCACUCCGCCCGAUGGGCUCAACCAACUGGCGGAAUCGGUGCUGGCAGCUUUGGAGACGUUCCGCGCAGCCGCUCCACAAAAGAAGCAGGACGGGGUGGACGACGCAAUGGCGGCAAUGAGCUCACUGCACAGCGUCGCGUUGCUGCGAGACACUGCAGUGGCAGUGAAGCUGACAACACAGUGGAUUCAGGCCUUCAACGAGCGGGAAAAGGAGCGCGACAGGUCUGGCAGCAGCAAUCUGCACAAGGAGGUGAUGGCGCUGGUCAAGACCCUGGAGUCGGCCGCGCAGGUCGCGCUCAAGGAGGGCAACGAGCUCGUCAAGAGCUGGAAGAGCGGAGUGGUGGAGAAGAUGGACUUUGUGUCCACACUCCGGCGAUGGGUUUUUGACGGUGACGAGACGGGUCUGGUCGGCCUGGUCGAGGAUGGAACGGUGCUGGAGCUUGCGAGGAGUUUGAGGAGCAACAUUGCAGGGUGGCAGCAGGUAAAAUGGGAAUAG